Salvelinus namaycush (lake trout) is the source of this 1481-nucleotide messenger RNA. RefSeq names its product sorting nexin 22 (gene snx22). Gene Ontology annotation, molecular function: phosphatidylinositol phosphate binding. The record is from RefSeq and is a predicted model, not a curated record. The coding region runs from base 196 to 942 and encodes 248 amino acids. NCBI's taxonomy places the organism in Eukaryota, Metazoa, Chordata, Actinopteri, Salmoniformes, Salmonidae. The transcript has 7 exons.
GAGUCUCAAACGUUGUCCUGAAUUUACGGUAACCGAGUUGAUAUUGUCACGUUGGCCAUUAUCGCUUUAUGUUCUCUUACCUGAAUUUUCCCGAAUGUUUAGAAGGGGACAUUGUUAAAGAUUGAAGACAGAAAAGCCGCAGCACCACUCAGUAGGAAGGUAAUUGGACAGUUUGCGCUCAGAAAAGUCCGAUGAAUGGCUGAAGAUUCCCCUAUGAUUGAGGUAUCGAUUCCGUCGCUGGAGCGAGAGGUAGACGAGUCGGGGAAAUUGAGAAAGCUCUUUAGAGUUGAGAUAUUGUUCAAUGGAAGGAAACACUUUGUGCUCAGAAGACACAGUGAAUUCCAGACGCUGCACAGAAAGCUGAAGAAGAUUCUGCAUCCCCCAGACUUCCCCAGCAAGAGGAGCACCCAUCUGAGAACCAAGCCUCUUGAGCAGAGGAGGCAGCAGCUGGAGGACUACAUUCAGGAUAUAAUUUACCAGUAUGAAGAAGUCCCUCAGGUGCUGCUGGACUUCCUGCAUGUGAAACAUUUCCACUCUGGGAACAAAAUAAGCAGCCUUGAGUAUGUACCUGCCUGCCUGCCUCUGUCCCCUCACCUCAACCAGCUACUCACAUCAGAUCAUUUGAUGAUAGUGACCCUCAGGGAUAUGGCUGUCAGCUGCAGCAUCAGCGUGUGGUGGGAUUCUGUCGUGACCCCUAUCUCCUGGAGUCCCCCUCAGAUCUGCCAGACAUCGUCAUGGAUGGGGUCCUGCAGGGCUUGUACCCCCGAGACAUCCGUGUCAGCUUCACAGCCUGCACAAAACCCAGCCUCCCAGAGAGACCCAGUCUGGCUCCAAGUCCAGCCCGUACCUUCAAAGCUCCAGCGAUUCCCUCUAUAUAGUGGCAGCCCGUGCAGAAGUCCUGACACUAGGAUUUUAAAUGGCCUUGAUAGUAAUUUGGAUUAAUGUCCAGUGUCAGAAUCGGCAACCAGUGGAGGCCCAUUUGCUUGUAUACUACCAUAUAGAUGUUUGCUUGACUAAAGUCACAAAUAUAGGCCAAUUGAAGGUUAAGAUAAAACGGGGUGGUUCCUGCUUAUAAACAAAACUCAAGUCUGCAAUUUGGUUUGUAAGCAGAGUUGAGUCCACCAUUAACUGCCUUAACUCACUCAAAAUGGCAUAUCGGUCACCUUCCAGAUGUGUCUAUCAGCUAUCCACAUACAACGAUUUGAUGCCUCAAUAGGGUGGCAGGUAGCAUGUCAGGCCAGUAAGCGAAAGGUUGCUGACAAAUGCUUUGCCCUUGAGCAAGGCACUAAACCCUAGUUUCCCCCAGGGAUGCUGUACUACUAUGGCUGAUCCUGUAAAACAUGUCAUUGCACCUAUCCAGUGUGGCAACAAACCAUUGGUUUAUGCAAGUCUGCCUGGAAUGCCAGUUUCACAAUCACUGGCAUUUCAUAUGUAAAUGUUUUCACAUGUUAAGCUAUAUAUAAAUGUAAUACUUGCCCCAA